Eremomyces bilateralis CBS 781.70 is the source of this 921-nucleotide messenger RNA. RefSeq lists its product as uncharacterized. Gene Ontology annotation, cellular component: transcription factor TFIID complex. Lineage: Eukaryota; Fungi; Ascomycota; Dothideomycetes; Eremomycetales; Eremomycetaceae. The annotation marks the transcript as partial. Gene Ontology annotation, molecular function: protein heterodimerization activity. Gene Ontology annotation, biological process: transcription initiation at RNA polymerase II promoter. The transcript has 2 exons. The record is from RefSeq and is a predicted model, not a curated record.
CUCAAGCGGCGCUCUCCCGACGAUUAUGAGCGACUGACGAAUGGCGACCAUCCGGCGAAGCGUCAGAAGAAAGUCAUCCGUGCCUUGAAAUACAAACAACCCUUUGCGGAACUCGCGCUUGAAUCUCCGCAAGAUGACAGCGUCUUUCACGCGCAGCUCGUUCGGUCCAUAUCAACCGUCCUCACACGAGUCGGGUUCGAUGGCGCAAAACCAUCAGCCUUGGAAUCCUUUCGAUCCGAGGUGCAAGAAUAUAUGCUUCACUUCCUUGGCACGGUUCGCGCAUCGAUGACCAAUAGUCGGAGAACCCACCCGAUACCACAGGACUUCGUCCUCGCACUCGUCAAUUCGGGAAUUACACCUUCAGAGCUGCUCGGUCAUCUUGACCAUCACCUACCCCCUGAGGUCUCACUCCCUCCGCUCCAAGCCGCUCCCCGAGAGACAGAUACCGUUCCUAAGCGCGAUCUGUUCUCCAUCGACGCUGCAGACACCACCAAGCGGCGAUUCAUCCCUGCAACCAUGCCACAUUACCCAAGCAAACACACCUGGCAGUCCACACCCACCGUCAUAUCCCGGAUCACUGACCCGCUGCAAAUCCGCGAGAAAUCCACCCAGGAAGGCAUCGUCGCCGAGCAGGCGCUCCGCAAACUCGUCGCGGCACGACAGCGUGGCGCCGCGAACAAGACCUUCGGCGAAGGGCACAAGACGCAGAAACGGGAGUUAGAGAGACGGUGGGAAGACGGGAUGAUGGAGAUGAUUCGGAUGGACGACGAGGAGGCGAGGAGGCAGAGAGUAGACUUUGAGGGAGAUGCGGACAUGGGGGCUGGGGAUGUGGAUGUUAUGAACGCGGCCGCAGAGGCAUCGAACGGUGCGUUUGGGGUGGAUACUGGGAUGGUUGUUAAUUGGGAUAGGAAGUAUUGGAGG